AUGUCUGAUUCCGAACAAUCUAUCAAAGUUCUUAACGAACUUUUCGAGAAGCUUUCGGUCGCUACCCCAGAGACCAGAGAGGCUACCGCUGUCGAGAUCUCUUCGUUCUUGAACGGUAACAUCAUCGAGCAUGACGUUCCUGAGCAGUUCUUCGCCAGCAUCUCCAAGGCUUUGAAGGACAAGAAGGCCGCUUCCAACGCUUUGGAGGCCAUCAUCCGUGUCGCCAGCGAGUCCAACUUGGCCCCAUCCGUCGAGGCCUGUGUUGUCCGUUUGGUGCCUGAGAUCUGUGCCAAGGCCGGUGACAAGGACAAGGACAUCCAGCAACAGGCUUCUACCGCCUUGUUGGCUAUCGUCAAGGCUAUCAACCCAGUUGCCACCAAGGUUUUGUUGCCUCACUUGACCACCCGUAUUGCUGAGACCAACAAAUGGCAGGAGAAGGUCGCCAUCUUGGCUGCCGUUUCCGAUCUGGUUGACGCCGCUAAGACUCAGGUCGCUUUGAGAAUGCCUGAGUUGAUCCCAGUUUUGUCUGAGGCUAUGUGGGACACCAAGAAGGAGGUCAAGGAGGCUGCCACUGCCACCAUCACCAAGGCCACUGAGACUGUCGACAACAAGGAUAUCGACCGUUUCAUUCCUAAGUUGAUUGAGUGUAUCGCCAACCCUAAGGAGGUCCCAGAGACCGUCCACUUGCUGGGUGCCACCACUUUCGUCGCUGAGGUUACCCCAGCUACCUUGUCCAUCAUGGUUCCAUUGUUGGCCAGAGGUUUGGCUGAGAGAGAGACCUCUAUCAAGCGUAAGGCUGCUGUCAUUAUCGACAACAUGUGUAAGCUGGUCGAGGACCCUCAGGUCGUUGCUCCUUUCUUGAGCAAGCUGUUGCCAGGUUUGAAGAACAACUUCGCCACCAUUGCCGACCCAGAAGCCCGUGAGGUUACUUUGAGAGCCUUGAAGACUUUGAGAAGAGUUGGUAAUGUCGGUGCGGACGACUCUCUACCAGAGGUCUCCCACGCCGGUGACAUUUCCACCACCAGAGGUGUCUUGGACUCUCUGUUGAAGGACAAGAAGAUCGACUCCAGAUUCGAGCAUGUCAAGCACUACAUUGCUGGUAUGGCCGCUGACUUGAUCGACGAGAGAAUCAUCGACCAACAGGCUUGGUUCACUCACGUUCUACCAUACGCCACCGUCUUCUUGCACGAGAGAGAGGCCAAGGAGAUCAUCGACGACUUCAGAAAGCUGGCCGUUGACAACAUCCCUGUCGGUCCAAACUUCGACGAUGAGGAGGACGAGGGUGAGGACUUGUGUAACUGUGAGUUCUCUCUGGCCUACGGUGCUAAGAUCUUGUUGAACAAGACUCAGCUGAGAUUGAAGAGAGCUAGAAGAUACGGUCUGUGUGGUCCUAACGGUGCUGGUAAGUCCACCUUGAUGAGAGCCAUUGCUAACGGCCAAGUCGACGGUUUCCCAACCCAGGACGAGUGUAGAACUGUCUACGUCGAGCACGACAUUGACGGUACUCACUCCGACACCUCCGUCUUGGACUUCGUCUUCCAGGGUGACGUCGGUACCAAGGAGGUCAUCACUGAGAAGCUGAGAGAGUUCGGUUUCUCUGACGAGAUGAUCAACAUGCCAAUCUCCUCCCUAUCUGGUGGUUGGAAGAUGAAGCUGGCUUUGGCCAGAGCUGUGUUGAAGAACGCCGACAUCUUGUUGUUGGAUGAGCCAACUAACCAUUUGGACACUGUUAACGUCGCUUGGUUGGUUAACUACUUGAACACAUGUGGUAUCACUUCUAUCAUUGUUUCUCACGACUCUGGGUUCUUGGACAGCGUUACUCAAUACAUUAUCCACUACGAGGGUCUGAAGUUGAGAAAGUACAAGGGUAACAUGUCUGAGUUUGUCAAGAAGUGCCCAACCGCCAAGUCUUACUACGAGCUAGGCGCCUCCGACUUGGAGUUCAGAUUCCCAGAGCCAGGUUUCUUGGAGGGUGUCAAGACCAAGCAGAAGGCUAUCGUUAAGGUCUCCAACAUGAGCUUCCAGUACCCAGGUACCGCCAAGCCUCAAAUCCGCGACGUUUCUUUCCAGUGCUCCCUUUCUUCCAGAAUUGCUGUCAUUGGUCCAAACGGUGCUGGUAAGUCCACCUUGAUCAACGUCUUGACUGGUGAGUUGCUGCCAACUACCGGUGAGGUCUACACUCAUGAGAACUGUCGUAUCGCUUACAUUAAGCAGCACGCUUUCGCUCACAUCGAGUCCCACUUGGACAAGACCCCAUCUGAGUACAUCCAGUGGAGAUUCCAAACUGGUGAAGACAGAGAGACCAUGGACAGAGCCAACAGAGUCAUCAACGAGGAGGAUGCUGAGUCCAUGAACAAGAUCUUCAAGAUCGAGGGUACCCCAAGAAGAAUUCAGGGCAUCCACGCCAGAAGAAAGUUCAAGAACUCUUACGAGUACGAGUGUUCUUUCUUGUUGGGUGAGAACAUUGGUAUGAAGUCUGAGAGAUGGGUUCCAAUGAUGUCCGUUGACAACGCCUGGAUUCCAAGAGGUGAGUUGGUCGAGUCUCACUCUAAGAUGGUUGCUGAGGUUGACAUGAAGGAGGCUUUGGCUUCCGGUCAGUUCCGUCCUUUGACCAGAAAGGAGAUCGAAGAGCACUGUGCCAUGUUGGGUCUAGACGCUGAGUUGGUUUCCCACUCCAGAAUCAGAGGUUUGUCUGGUGGUCAAAAGGUCAAGUUGGUCUUGGCCGCCUGUUCGUGGCAGAGACCUCACUUGAUCGUCUUGGAUGAGCCUACUAACUAUUUGGACAGAGACUCUUUGGGUGCUUUGUCCAAGGCUUUGAAGGCUUUCGACGGUGGUGUUAUCAUCAUUACUCACUCUGCUGAGUUCACCAAGAACUUGACUGAGGAAGUCUGGGCCGUUAACAACGGUGUCAUGGUUCCAUCUGGACACAACUGGGUUGCUGGCCAGGGUUCCGGUCCAAGAAUCGAGAAGAAGGAGGACGAAGAGGACAAAUUCGAUGCCAUGGGUAACAAGAUUAGCAGUGGUACUAAGAAGAAGAAGUUGUCUUCUGCCGAGCUAAGAAAGAAGAAGAAGGAGAGAAUGAAGAAGAAGAAGGAGAUGGGUGACGCUUACGUUUCCUCCGAUGAAGACUUUUAA
Molecule: messenger RNA, 3135 nt
Organism: Lachancea thermotolerans CBS 6340
Lineage: Eukaryota; Fungi; Ascomycota; Saccharomycetes; Saccharomycetales; Saccharomycetaceae
Product: KLTH0H11902p
Exons: 1
Coding region: 1-3135 (1044 amino acids)
Molecular function (GO): ATP hydrolysis activity; ATP binding; translation elongation factor activity
Source: RefSeq, a predicted model, not a curated record